This is a messenger RNA of Branchiostoma belcheri (Belcher's lancelet), 2247 nucleotides long. RefSeq lists its product as uncharacterized. The transcript has 9 exons. Lineage: Eukaryota; Metazoa; Chordata; Leptocardii; Amphioxiformes; Branchiostomatidae. Gene Ontology annotation, cellular component: plasma membrane. The coding region runs from base 219 to 1625 and encodes 468 amino acids. The record is from RefSeq and is a predicted model, not a curated record.
CUCUGUAUUGUCCUCAGCUUGAAUGCACGCAGGUAACCCCAGCCCUAGAAGUAGACCUGCGUGUUGCAGCUGCCAUGAAAAAUUCAUGGGGCAAAGCUUCGCCUGAGGGCUAGUUCUCAUCCGCGUCAUAGCGCAUCACUUGUCUUGUCCUAUCGUCCUGUCAAUCAUAAUUACAAGCGCGAAUCUGAUUGGUUAAGAUAACAAGAGUGGGCGUGGCCAUGCAGACACAGGGUUCAGACCGGCAGGGUCACCAGGAGAAGCCACCGGUAGAAGCCUGGGCACCCGAUCAGGAAACAAGUUUGUCACCAACAACCGACGUUAAAGUCGACAUGGGGAAGAAAAAGUACGAGUUGUCCAGGGAAGCAGAGAAGAAGAAGAAUGACGAGGCUGACCCUCAAGACACCACCUGUGAGAAAGCGGGGUUGGAGAGCGAUCUUAAGGAACAGGGGAAGUGGUGGCACGUCUGUGUUAAGAUCGUGGCUUGUUUCUUGGGAGGAAUUCUGUUCGGCAUCGCCCUGGAGAAGACGAGAGUUUUCGAGCCCAACGUCAUCCGUGACCAGUUCGUGUACCAGCGGUUCAUCAUGAUGAAGGCGUUCCUGGCUGCCAUGGCAACGGGUUUGUUGUGCCUGGGUGUCAUGGCAACGUUGCCCGUGACGCGGCCGGUGUUCCACGAGAUCCGCCAUGUCUUCAUCGACCACCAGGAGAAGGGCGUGGUGACGAGCGUGGUGGGAGGGGCGCUGUUGGGGAUGGGGAUGACCAUCAGUGGGGCGUGUCCGGGGAUGGUGUUGGCGCAGGUCGGGGCAGGCGUGGGGAACGGAGCUGCACUCCUGACGCUGCUCGGCUGCCUGGUUGGAGUGGCGCUGUACGCAGCGGUGGAACCGUGGGUGGUUCGGUACACCAGACCCGCAGGGCCAUACAAGAAGAGACACGUUGACGACUGGGUCCCCCUCCCCUACGCCGCCCUGUCUCUCGCCAUGACGCUCGCCCUCGCCCUGAUCAUCUUCGGCCUGGAGUGGGUCCGACCGUGGCAGAGCGAGCUGUGCGAGUACAGACAUGUCAACACUAGUGCUGUGGCGUGUGUACCGGUACCAAACGGCGGAGACUGGACGUGCUUCAUGAGCCUGAGAGCGUGGCCGCCGUGGAUAGGAGGAAUCCUGAUAGGCCUGCUGCAGCUUGUAAUCACCCUGAGUGUAGGCGACACGUUAGGCGGCAGCAGUAGUUACUGUACGGUGGUGUCUCAGGUCCUGGUGACGGACAGGCUCCGGCAGAUGUCCCCGUACCUCAGCAGGUAUAGGAGCGGCCUCGGCAACUGGUGGCAGGUGGUGUAUGUGGCGGGAGCAGUAGUCGGUGCUCUGAUCUCGGCAGCCUCGUCCCAGACCCUGGGCACGGUGAAGAGCGUGUCGAUGGCGUCCGGGUUCUUCGGGGGCCUCGUCAUGCUGUUUGGCGCCCGGCUGGGGGCUGGGUGUACAAGUGGCCACGGUCUGUCCGGCACGGCGCUACUGGUGGUCAUCUCGUUCUUUGCCGUGGCCGCCAUGUUUGCGGGAGGAACAGUCGUGGGGUUCGUCAUGUGGGCCGCGGCGAGGGCGGACAUGCCCAACUUCCCCCUCAACUACGUGUCCUACUAAUAAGAAAAGAACAAGAAACAGUCAUGCCUUCAAAUAUCAGAGUUAUCAACCAAGAGUUGACGUGUUGAAAACCUGACGUAUUUUUUUCCAAGAACUAUCGUAGUGAGGAACUCUUUGCCAUCAUGCACAGUUAGGGCAUCAUUACUAUCUAUGAAGCUUUUAACAAGUCCUGCAAUUAAAUGCGGAGGCAACAUGUCUUCCAUCUAAUCUUUCUACCACAGAGCUACUGUAGAGAGUUUAUUUGUUUAGGUUUAAAUCAAUGCCUCCGUACUAGUUUCUAUUCAGUUAUAGCUGAAGCUUCAGAAACCUCCUAUACUCAUCGAAUGCUGUUGUAUGUACAAACUUUGACGUGUAGUCAAUUAUUUUCAGUAUUGAUACCGGAUUUAAGAGUGUUGUAUUUUCUUGUCUAAGAUAAAAUAGUGGAUCAAAUAUAAACACAGCCUUCAACCAUUUAAUAAUUGAAAUAUUGUCUAAUCAAUAUGUAUAUACAAAUGUAGUACACGAUGAUAAUUGUAUCAUUUGGUAUGCUAUUACACUAGUAUUACGUAUUUCACACAUAAGUAAGUAUUAUACACAUAAAAACAAUGGUCAAUAUCCAGCAAGUCUGUACCUUCAUAUGAGU